Phymastichus coffea is the source of this 1918-nucleotide messenger RNA. Its product is annotated as mitochondrial tRNA-specific 2-thiouridylase 1. Gene Ontology annotation, biological process: tRNA wobble position uridine thiolation. NCBI's taxonomy places the organism in Eukaryota, Metazoa, Arthropoda, Insecta, Hymenoptera, Eulophidae. Gene Ontology annotation, cellular component: mitochondrion. The record is from RefSeq and is a predicted model, not a curated record. The transcript has 7 exons. The coding region runs from base 583 to 1749 and encodes 388 amino acids. Gene Ontology annotation, molecular function: CCA tRNA nucleotidyltransferase activity; sulfurtransferase activity.
AAGUCAUCAACGUGCGACUAGUGUGUCUAUAUAUUUACAAACAUACAUAUUAUUUUUUGAGUGCGAUUUAGGGAAAACUUAUUAUAUCGUGAAUUUAAGUAACUCAAAAAUUUAUCAAUUGUCUAAUUUCAAAACAAAAAUUGGUUUGAAUUAAUAUAUUUCAAAAAAAUACUCAAAGGUUAUGAUACAAAUAUAUAUAUUACAUUAAUAUAGUUGAUUUUUAAGAAAGUAUACACAUACUUAAUAAACUUUCUUGUUUAAUUUAUUAAAACUUGUUAUAUUACAAUGUUAAUUAUUUUCAAUAAUAUACUAUUUAAAACAUGCAGUUCCAAUCCUCGAUGCAAGCAAACAAUAUUAAUUUCAAGAAGUAAUGAACAAGAAAACGUGCUUUUUGACAUUCUUUUCUAUUGAAAAAUGUGGAAGAAUAUAAACAAAUUCUUUUUAUAAUAAAAAAUAUAACCAUGUUAUAUAUAGAUAUGUCUGUAAUAAUAUGUGCUAUUAUUUUGAACUCAGACCAUAAAUGACAAAUAAAAAUCGAAAAUUUUAUUUUUACAAAAUAUUAAGAUUUGAUAAUUCUUAAAAAUGUUCAAAAAAGUUAUUGUUGGUAUUUCUGGAGGAGUUGACAGUGCAGUAGCUGCCCUGCUAUUAAAAUCAAAAGGAAUGAAUGUAACAGGAGUUUUUAUGAGAAAUUGGGAUGUAGUUAAUGAAGCUGGAGAAUGCCAAGUUGAACAAGAAUUACAAGAUGCAAAAUGGGUUUGCAAUAACUUAAAAAUUCCAUUGAUAGAUGUUAACUUUGUUAAAGAUUAUUGGAUUGAUGUAUUUAGUAAUUUGGUGGAAAGUUAUGAAAUAGGUAAAACUCCUAAUCCAGAUAUAUUAUGUAACAGAAAAAUCAAGUUCAAUAAAUUUUUUCAAUAUGCUUGUAAUGAACUUGGAGCAGAUGCCAUAGCAACAGGGCAUUAUGCUCAUAGUAGUUUUGGUCCUUUUCUGGAAUAUUAUCAACCAAAUAAAAAUGUCGCUUUACUCAGAGCCAAAGAUUUUUACAAAGACCAAACGUUUUUUCUCUCUCAAAUAUCACAAGAAGCGUUAAGACGAACUAUGUUUCCAAUUGGUGCUUUUUUAAAAAGUGAUGUAAAGAAAAUAGCUAAAGAAGCAGGUUUAGACGUUGUUUUAAAUAAAAAAGAAAGUGCUGGAAUUUGUUUUAUAGGUAGGAGAAAUUUUAAAGAAUUUAUUAGAGAGUAUGUUGAAGAUAAGCCAGGAAAUUUUAUUGACUUUGAAACUGGAACUUGUAUUGGAAGGCACAAAGGUAUUCAUCAAUGGACUUUAGGACAAGGUUGUAGAAUUGGUGGAACACUAAUGCCUUAUUAUAUUUAUCAAAAAGAUCUUGAAAAUAACAAUAUCUACGUUGUGGCAGGUAAUAAUCAUCCAGCAUUAUUCUCAGAAUUUUUUUCUACUGCUGAAGUGCAUUGGAUCAACAAAGAGCCUGAACAAUUGAAAAAUAGUAAAAGUGUUUUUAACUGCAAUUUUCGAUUUCAACACCGUAGACCACUAGUCCCUUGUACAGUAUUCAAAACAAUUGAAAACAAGUUGUUCAUUCACGUUGAAGAACCACAAAGAGCUGUUACUGCAGGACAAUAUGCUGUACUGUACUGUGGGCAAGAAUGUUUAGGAAGUGCAGAAAUUUUAAAUACUGGACCAUCUUUUUACUUUAUUGGCAAAGAUGCUAAAGAAUAUGUACAAAUAGAUAUUUAAAUACAAUGGUUUUUUGAUGUUCACUUAAAAUGUACAUAUUGUUCAAGUUUGUGAAAAAUAAUUUUCAAUAAUUGUAAACUAUUUUGUAAAAAUAAAAUAAACUGAUUUAUUAAUAACUUUUUCACAUAUUUCUUAGUUAAACUAUUAUUUAAUAGCUUUAGUAUUCUCU